Molecule: messenger RNA, 3330 nt
Organism: Closterium sp. Naga37s-1
Lineage: Eukaryota; Viridiplantae; Streptophyta; Zygnematophyceae; Desmidiales; Closteriaceae
Source: the annotation of a GenBank genome assembly
AUGUACCGCCAUACCGCUUUGCACCACGCAUCAUGCGGGAAGCUUUCGCUGCCCCGCGCCCACGUAGGCAGGCCCUUAGUACCACCACACAUACCACUGGCCCACUCAUUCCAAGCUCGCUCACGGGUGGCCCUCAAUGUUUCCGCCGCCGCUGCCGCCAGCACACCGGAUCCUGCGGGAUUUACGCCGCUGAACGCCGGGGCACGCAUUCCUCGUAGGGUUGGCGAGGUUGGUUCGGCGUGUCAGAACCUGAUACGGCAGCAGCAGAAGCGGGCCCUGCGCAGCGAGGCUCAUGCAGUUGCCGCACCUGACCAGUACGGCGUGGCGGAUUCACCCGUGGAUUGCGCGUCGUGCGACGUGCCCGACGACGCAGACGUCGAGUUGCUGCAGUGCUUUCCAGAUUUCGUCCUCGACCCGUCUGAGAGCGACGGGUCAACCCGGCUAUUUCGGAAGAGCUUCUCCCUGCAUGAUGCUUCUCCCGCGAGCCGUUACUUUCCCGGAGGCACAGAUUGCAGCGAAGGGUACGUCUCGAUGCCCGAUGCGACGUCGUCGUCAUCGCCGUCCGCGUCGCGCUUCUCCCUGUCUUCCGAGGCCGCAAGGCCCCCCUAUUCGUCGAUGUCCCCUCGGGACGCCAUGCCGCUGCACGCGUCGCCAGAUUCUUCGGUGACUGAUACCAGUCUCGUGCAGCCGUCCUCAUCCCCCCGUGACCCAUCUCGACCGCAGCCACCGCCUGUGCGCGUGGACGAGUUGAAGCAGGGAGCCAUCCGCGCGAUCAUCCGCGCGGAGGAGAAUUACCGCCAGGCGUUCCACGCGCUGCAGGAGGCGCAGGCGCGGCUGGAGAGCACGCGGAUGAUGGCCGCGGAGCUCAACGCCAUUCCGCCGCUGUCGCUUCCACCGUCGCCGCACUCGUCGCCCGCCCACUCGCCGCCCGCGUCGCCGUUGCGGUCGGCGUCGGCGUCGCCCUCGCUGUCGCGGUCGCCCAGCGCGUCGCGACUGGACACCGUCGACGCGACGCUGCUAGAUUUAGACGUACACGUGGACGCGAAUGGGUUUGGAGUGGAAGGCGCGGGGUUGGAAGGUGGUCUGGUGGGCGGCAUGGAGCGAGCGGCGGAGCCGGAGGUGGUGGUGGCGAUGAUGGACUCGCUGGCGGCGCAGAGAGAGCGCUCGCGGGAGUCGCUGCGGAUGGCGGAGCAGGUGCUGCGCGACCGCCUCGGUGAAGCGUACGUGCAGGUCAGUCGUUGUCCUGCGUCCGCCCUUGCCCCCUCCGCCGUUCCCACACCCGCGCUUCCCCCAUCUCCCCCCACCCCCCCACCCCGCCCACCCCCCUUUCUCUCCCAUGCUCUUCUCUGUGCCCUUUCCGGCCCCGUAUCGUGCUGCACUGCUCUCUUUACCCGAAAUUCUCACCCGCCCACGCGUCGCCUUCUACCGUCUUCCGCCCGGUAUCCCCUCACGCCCGUUUUCCCUCCCGCCCGUUUCCCCUCCCGCCCGUUUCCCCUCCCGCCCGUUUCCCCUCCCGCCCGUUUUCCCCUCCCGCCCAGCCAAGUGAUCGACCACCACAUAGAGAUGAUGGACUGCGGUGGCCAGUACCACGUCGCGCACUGGCUCGUCGACAAGGUGCAAGAAAUCGCCUCCGCCUCCUCUCGCGCCGACUGGAGCACCGCCAACGCCGCGUGCAACGGCUCCAUCGGCUGCGCACCGGUCGGCGCCGGCGCCGUUGACGGCGGUGCGGCGGCGGCGGCGCCGCUCGCCGUGCCUGUGAACCUGGACCUGGCGGCGCAGGGAUACGACGACCACGCGGUGCGGUUCCUGCAGCACCUGCCGUACGAUCGAGUGCUCAAGAUCCGCACCAUCGCAUCCGACCCGCCCGUUGCGCUUCUGCCGUCGCCAGAUACGCCCGACGCAGCGGACAGCAGGGAAACGGUUACGGGGACGGCGAAUUCGUCGUCCACGUCGCCUGGCGAAAGCUCCGCCAGCUCGGCGAAAAUAUCCGCCGUUGAUGCAGGGUCGGUGUCCCCGGUAUCAGCGGGCGCGCAGCAGGGAGCAGCGGAAGCCAUGCCGUUGCGGAGUGCCGUGCAAAGCGGCCAGCAGCUCACGUUUCAGGCGCCCUGGGCUAAUCUCCUGCCAGGAACCGUUGGCUGGUCACCGCCCGGGCUCCUCCCAGCGCCUCCGCCACCCGCUGCUGGUAACGAGAGCCAGCCCCGCGAGACCAGGAGUCGGCGCGCGCGGGUUUCCAAGCGCACUGCGCCUGCUACGCCCCCCCCGGAUACCGCGGACGGCGGAGAGUCUUCCGCGGAGCCGGUGUGGCUACCCGCGUCGAGCUUCGAGCUCGCGGAAGCAGCAGCUGCGGCGCUAAGUCAGACAGGCGCGGGGUUAGCGGGGAGGGGGCCGGUGGUGGGGCAGUGGAAGCAGUGGGACCCGCUGGACCUAGCGUCGUCGUCGGCGUUCGUGAAGGAGUUUGGCGACGACGAUGACGACGCGUACGACGCGCGGCUCGUGGACAUGGCGAUGGCGGCCGCGGCGGACCGCGGGCAGGAGGAGAAGGAGCGGCAGGCGUGGAUGCGCAUGGAGCUGCUGCUGGUGUGCUGCGCCGCGCUGUACAUGGCGUGGCACUGCGACGCCGUGUCGCUCGCGAAAGACGUGUACGUGCUCGCGCUCGGCUCGGGAUUCGCGUUUCUCGCGGCGCAGUUCGUAGGGCUGCUGCCACAGCGGCGCCGCUCGCAACUGGGGGUUGCGGGGCUGGAGGGGACCGAGGGAAUCCAGGGAAUUCGCUGCCCGCUGCUCGUGCACAUGGCUGCGACUAGUGCGGGGCUGGGUUCUUCUGCUGAUACGCUGCUUGCUGCUGGUAGUGGGGUGACGGCGUCCGCUGCAGGGGGUGGGGCGGGGGAGGUGUGGCGGGAGACAGGAGAAGGGGUGGUGCAGGAGGAGGCGCAGCAGCAGCAACUGGACGCCAAACGCCAUCGAACAUGGGAAGCGGCAAUUGAGGUGAUCGGCCUGGUGUCCGCCCUGCUCGCCCUCUCAACCGUGCUGGCGCUCCUCAUCAAGUCCUUCCACCUCCUCCUUUCCUUCCUCACCUCCUCGCUCUCACACGGAGUGACACGGGGCGUGCAAGUGCUGCUCACAUGGUUCUCUGCGUCGCAGCUCUCAGCCAUCGCUGCGUGGCCGGCGGCUGGCUGGAUGUCAACAACUGCAGCACUUCCUUCCAGUAUUCUCACUAGUGAUUUCGCCCUGCGAGGGGCGGUUCUGCCCCUGUCCCUCUCACUGACUUCGGCUGUUGCUCUUACUCUGCUGCUGCUGUUUCGUCCAGCCAAUGGCUCGUCUCAGCGUGCUUAA